Talaromyces proteolyticus is the source of this 1414-nucleotide messenger RNA. RefSeq lists its product as uncharacterized. Gene Ontology annotation, molecular function: oxidoreductase activity. The coding region runs from base 141 to 1235 and encodes 364 amino acids. NCBI's taxonomy places the organism in Eukaryota, Fungi, Ascomycota, Eurotiomycetes, Eurotiales, Trichocomaceae. The record is from RefSeq and is a predicted model, not a curated record. Gene Ontology annotation, cellular component: mitochondrion. The transcript has 3 exons.
GCAAUAAAUAGCAAUGAAUUCCCUACGAUUCUUAUCGAUUCAUGCCAUCUUCGGUGUUAAAGAUGGCGAAAAUAAUAACGCUAACAGACAACAGAACAUAUGUCGCUAUCUCUAUUUGCCUAUCUCAAACCUGAAUCAACAUGGCCACCUUACCAUCCACCUAUCGUGCCGUUGUCUGCCACGAAUACGGACAACCCCUUGCACUUGAUACCCGUCCAAUCCCGGCAGCCGAACCAGGAACUGCCAUCGUAAAGGUCCUUUCGACUCUUGUCGACCCGUCAGAAAAGCAUCGACUGCUCUUGAGCAAACGCAACCCGUACUUCAGUCAACAGCCACCCUUCAUUCCCGGUAGCGGUGCUGUAGGAAGAGUCGCAGCAUUGGGAAAGGAUGCAACAAGUCUUCAAGUUGGCCAGCUGGUGCUUUUAGAUUGCUUUGUUCGCGGUCGAGAUGAUCCCAAUGCGCAGAUUCUGCGCGGUGUAUUUGAAGGACCAACACCCGCUGCUAAGAAGCUGAGCCAUCAACCGGAAAACUGCUAUCCGUUGGAUGAAAAAGUAUUGUUGAGCAAGGUAGAACAGGGUGGCCUAGAAUACGGAAUCAGUGACCUUCCCUAUUUAUCCAAGCAUAGUGUGGCCUAUGGUGGACUACGAUCCAUUGAUCUUAAAGCCGGACAGACAAUCAUUAUCACGCCUGCCACAGGCAACCACGGUGGUGCAGCCGUUCAGGUCGCGUCGGCUAUGGGUGCUCGUGUUAUUGCUGUUGGUCGCAAUGCCAAAGCAUUGCAAGACCUGAAAGAAAAGAUCCCUCGGGUCUACCCAGUUCAGUUAACGGGCGAUUUCGCAGAAGACACUAAAACAUUGUCUCAAUUUGGCACCAUUGAUGCUUUCAUGGACUUUACGCCCAGCUCAAUGGCAAGCCCACUCCACCUAAAGGCCUGCCUCGCAGUAACAAAGACUUAUGGUCAGGGAGUGCUGAUGGGAUUUCCCCAAGGUGAAAUUUCUCUGUCGUACGGGAUGAUGCUUGCCAAGAACAUCAAUAUCAGAGCACGGUAUAUGUAUGACGCAGAAGACGUGAGGGGUCUUAUCAAACUGGCCGAGCGAGGACUGUUGAAACUCGGGCACAGCAGCGGCGCUCAGGUUGUCAGCUAUACCCUCGACCAGUACGGUGAUGCAAUUUCGCGAGCAGCCGAGCAGCAAACAUGGGGUCUGCAGGUGAUCAUGCAUCCGUUCACCGAGUAGGGAUAUUCAGUGUCCUUGGCUAGAGGCGUGAAUACGAUCGUACAAAAUGAAAACAUACCCUCAAGAGAGGUCUUUUUAGAAUCUAGUUGUUAAUCGAGAGAAGGUAUCCGAAUUAAUUAGACGCUGUGUUAAUUCCACAUUCACCUAAAGAAGAGACAAAUAAAUACAUUUAAUAUUAC